GCUCUUUGCACAUCUCUCUUAGCUCAGUUCUCUUCCAUUCUACAAGACAACUGAAGCCUGAGUGAAGAGUAAGAAGAUAGACAAGCCUUUACCAGACGCAUGCUAUGUCCCCCUAUUGAGUUAUACUUCAUCUUUGUUUUCUGAUUGGUUCCUCUAUCAAGCAAACAAAUUCAGAGUACACUCUGCUUCUGUUUCUGAAAAGCAAAACACAGAGGAUACUUUCAGAAAGCAUGAAGCUAUUGGCAUUCGGUUUAGUCUUAUUGAGCUUCUUACAAUCUUUUGCUACCUCUGACUACCAAGUUGCAGCAUUGUAUGAAAUAAGGACGCAGCUCAGUGAUAAGGGUGGUGUCUUAAAAGACUGGAAGGAUAACCAAAUGACCCCAUGCGGUUGGGCUAAGAUUAAUUGUCAAGACAACAAAGUUAUCGCAAUAACUUUGAGCUCAGUAGGAUUAGCUGGAAUCUUAUCUCCAAGCAUUGCAAAGAUAACAACUUUACAACAGCUGUUAUUAGAUGGGAAUGAAAUAAGUGGUGGAAUUCCUGAGGAGCUGGGGAACCUAUCAAGUUUGACAACUUUAAAUCUAGGAAGAAAUCAAUUUAAUGGCUCCAUACCUGACUCUCUUGGUCGACUCCUAAAACUUCAAAACCUAGAUCUAAGCGAAAAUGGAUUGUCAGGGACAAUCCCAAUCUCUCUCUCAAAUCUUUCAUCACUGAAUAAUAUAAAUCUAUCAGACAACAGCGAUCUUCAUGGUGAAAUACCAGAAAAUCUGCUCCAGGUUGCUCAAUACAACUAUACAGGCAACCACUUGAACUGUAGCCCACAAUCAACUCCAUGUGAAAAACGCACAGCUAAGACAGGGCCUAAAAUUAAAAGUAAUGUUUGGAUCUUGGUUGUUGUUUCUUCUCUACUUGGAGUUGCUUUGUGCAUCAUCUUUUGCUUUGGACCAAUCAUGUUCAGAAGCCUCAGCAAAGGCAAACAGAGAGUAAGGGAUAGAUCAAAUGUGGUUGUGCACCGAGAUAUCUUUCGAAAAAAGAUUGUGCACCGAGAUGAAGAGCUAGUAUGGGGAACAGAAGGGAACAAUCUAGAUUUCACAUUUUACAAUUAUUCACAAGUUUUGGAUGCUACAAAUGACUUCUCGGUAGAAAAUAAACUUGGGCAAGGUGGCUUCGGUCCUGUUUACAAGGGCCGACUUCCUGAUGGGUUGGAGAUAGCAGUUAAAAGACUUGCUUCGCAUUCUAUGCAAGGUUUCACAGAGUUCCGCAAUGAAGUCCAACUCAUAGCAAAACUCCAGCAUAGAAAUUUGGUUAGGUUGUUGGGAUAUUGCUCCCAAGGGGAGGAAAAAAUGCUGGUCUAUGAAUAUUUGAAGAAUCAAAGCUUAGAUUUCUUCAUAUUUGAUGAAAAAAGAAGGACCUUACUAAAUUGGGAUAAACGACUUGUGAUAAUCGAAGGGAUUGCACAAGGACUAUUGUAUUUGCAUAAACACUCUCGGUUACGGGUUAUACAUAGAGAUGUCAAAGCAAGCAAUAUUCUCUUGGACUAUGAAAUGAAUCCUAAGAUUUCUGAUUUUGGGAUGGCAAAAAUGUUUAGCUCAAAUGAUAAUGAAGGAAACACAGAAAGGGUUGUUGGGACUUUUGGUUACAUGGCUCCAGAGUAUGCUUCCGAAGGCCUUUUCUCUGCAAAAUCUGAUGUAUUUAGCUUCGGUGUGCUAAUUCUUGAGAUUAUAACCGGAGAAAGAAAUUCAGGUUUCUAUUACCAUGGAGACUUCCUAAACCUACUUGGAUACGCUUGGCAACUAUGGAAAGAGCAAAGAUGGCCUGAACUUGUGGAUAUAUCAUUGGCUACGAAUGGUUGUACACUAGAGAUGAUGAGGUGCAUCAACAUUGCACUGUUAUGUGUGCAAGAGAAUGCGACUGACAGGCCUACCACGUCAGAUGUAGUUGCAAUGCUAGGCAGCGAGAACAUGGCCCUACCUGAGCCCAAGCACCCAGGAUAUUUCCACGCAAGGGUAGCAAAGGAAGAGGCGUCCACAAUUGCAUACAGUAUCAAUGAUGCGACUAUGUCUAGCACACAUGGUACUCGUCAGCAGGGAGGACGCGCUGAAGGCAUGCAGGGACAUGAAGAUUUUUGACUGUUCCUGCCUAGUAAUGACAUCACUUGCAAGUUUCCUGAUGCUCUCGGGAGCUCAAUGUUACACAGAUACAUCCUUGACUCCGGGAUCAACAACCAAGGUAAGCUGGAAUAUGAAUUUUCAUCCUAGAUCCAGCUCGCCACCAUAAAUUCUUUAUCAAAGCACAGGUGGAGAGGAGCACUUCUGUGCUCAUGGCUGAGGUAGCGACAAUGGCGACUGCUGCCACCAUCAUCAGGUUGCUGAAUAUGAAUACAGACUCCUUCCUAAUGGACAAUCAAGCUCUAGUGAAUUUCUUUAAUGGGGGUAACUUGGACAAUCCUCCUCACUAGGAAAUUAAGUGUUUCACUCAAAUGUUCCUUAAUGAGGUGUUCGGUAAACAAAAUCAAGUUCUCAAGAUUGCAAGAAAUCUAAAUGCCACAGCUCACUCUUUAGCAAGCCAAGCUUUCAGACAUCCUGUUGAAGGACUAGGAAUCUUUAUCACAUCAUGUACAAAUUUUAAUCAUGCAAACAGGUGUCCUUUGUCUGAGGACCUACAAUCUGGUAUGUUAAACUUUUGUACUCUAGUUGUGGUGUUUUGCUGCUAAUAAUAUAGCUUGUCCAUUUGUCAAAAAAAUAGCACUAGAUAGCUCAGAUGAAACCCUAAGAUCAAUUGGAAGUUAACUCGUUUUCAAAGUUGGUUGAACUAAUGAAAAUAGGGGUUUUUUGUAUCACUGUAUUUAUCUAGUGCUUGGUAUAGAGGAUCACUGGAGAAAGUGGCAUGUGUAUUUGAGAUACUAUUUGAUGAAUAGUGUUGCUUGUUGAGUGGCACGAGAGCAGAUGGCACCAGAGAAAAGGCUCUUGGUCAACAUCGAUCGUGAAAGGAGCAAAUAGUUCCUAGACUCACUAGAAUAAUCUAGUGAGGAUCCCAAAAUCCAAUGCUCAUUAGAGAGGUUCCAGUAAAGGUCUGAAUCAUCGGAUAAAUCUAGUGGGUACCAUAGGAUAAAAUGCCACAAGGAUCCUACAGUAAAUAGUUAGAUGCUCACUCUUUAGCAAGCCAAGCUUUUAGACAUCCUGUUGAAGGACUAGGAAUCUUUAUCACAUCAUGUACAAAUGUUAAUCAUGCAAACAGAUAUCCUUUGUCUGAGGCCCUAUAAUCUGGUAUGUUAAACUUCUGUACUCCAGUUGUGGUGUUUUGCUCCUAAUAAUAUAGCUUGUCCAUUUGUCAAAAAAUAGCACUAGAUAGCUUAGAUGAAACCCUAAGAUCAAUUGGAAGUUAACUCGUUUUUAAAGUUGGUUGAACUGAAUGAAAAUAGGGGUUUUUCUGUAUCAUCUAGUGCUUGGUAUAGAGCAUCAUCAGAGAAAGUGGCAUGUGUAUUUGAGAUACUAUUUGAUGAACAGUGCUGCCGCUUGUUGAGUGGCACGGGAGAAGAUGGCAACAAAGAAAAGGCUUCAAGUCAACAUCAGAUCACGAAAGGAGCAAAUAGUUCCUAGACUCACUCGAAUAAUGCGGUGAGGAUCCCAGAAUCUAGUGCUCAUUAGUCAUUAGAGAGGUUCCAGUAAGGGCAUGUUAGAAUGUACAACAGGUCUAUAUGCCUCGUGUGUAAACUGUAUAUUUUGCGAAAAAACACCCUGCUUUCUCGAAUUGAAUGAGGAAAUACAACGUACCCGUCGUCUUGCGAGGCGAUGAGCUCGGCGCGUGCUCCCAGGUCUCGUCAACGGCCCAGAGCAGCGAUGUAUGGGGCGCGUCGUCUCCAAGCGAUGGCGUGGGAUCUAGAUGCGGCGCGUGCUAUUUUGCUUCUUCCCCGCCAAAAUCCUUCCUGGUAAGAUGCAGUGCUGGUGCAAGGAGUGGCAUGCGGCCCGGCUCCAUGCGUCGCCUGCCCGUCUCCAGGCGACCGCCCACUUCCACGCCACAGGCUGCAUCCACGUUGGCGCUCGCCUACUACCACCACCAUUCUUCCCCUCUGAAAGCCCUAG
Messenger RNA from Sorghum bicolor (sorghum), 4079 nucleotides. Its product is annotated as putative receptor-like protein kinase At4g00960. NCBI's taxonomy places the organism in Eukaryota, Viridiplantae, Streptophyta, Magnoliopsida, Poales, Poaceae. Gene Ontology annotation, molecular function: ATP binding; protein kinase activity; protein binding. The transcript has 15 exons. The record is from RefSeq and is a predicted model, not a curated record. Gene Ontology annotation, biological process: protein phosphorylation. The coding region runs from base 231 to 2126 and encodes 631 amino acids.